AUGGGCUCCAAUCCGGUGAACAAGAGCAACAUCCAGGGUGGCAUUUGGCCGCGCAUGCCCAAAGAGUUUGAGUCCUACCUCUUCUACAAGAUCAGCAACGUGGACAGAUUCCGCAAUGAUCUCCGAGAUUUUAUCGGGAAUAUCACCACCGGUCUGGAGUGCGAAGAGCUUCUGGCAAAGAUCAAACUUGCGCAAGAGGCUGGCAUUUCUAGAAAGAUUCCCAAGUCGUGCGUGAAUGUGGCAUUUACCCAGAAGGGGUUAGAGAAGGUAUGCGCGAUGAUUCCUUGCUGCAUUGGAGCGGAACUCAACGACGGACUAUACGAGAAAGGCAUGUACAGCGAUCUUAUCUUCGAGGGUGCCGAUAUCCCCGAGAGAUUACUUCCGGAGUUCAAGCCUCCGCCUGAGCACGACCCUGCCAAAGAUGAUGACAGUUGGCGCUGCGAUUUGGUUUUGAUCGUGGCUGCCUCGUGCGAGAAAACCCUGAACGAGGGGAUCGCGAGAAUUGAGACUAAUUUCCAUCUGAGGGACAUGAACAAGAACAGUCUGGACUUGGUAGUCGCGAAGCAUGGACAGCGUCGGCCAGGAGACUUUCGCGGUAGAGAGCACUUUGGAUUCGAGGAUCACAUCUCACAGCCUCAGAUCCAGGGUCUGGAUCCCGAGCCGGGGCCACGUGAGCCGCUUUCCUGUCUUCCGGGGUACAUCUUUGUUGGUCAUGAUGGGGAUCCAAGACAGCACAACAUGCCUCCUUGGUCCUAUGAAGGUAGUUUCCUUGUCUUCCGUCAGCUAGACGAGAAGGUCCCUGAGUUCAACAACUUUAUCAAAGAAGCUGCAAGUAAGAUUCCGAACUACCAGGGCGAUAACGGUGCUGAGAAAUUGGCGGCUCAUUUGAUGGGACGUUGGAAAAGCGGUGCGCCUGUGGCUUUAACUCCGGAUCACGACGACCCAAAACUGGCAUUCAGAAAUGACUUCGAUUUCCGCCCUAAGCAGAGUAUUAUGGGGUGUCCCUUCGCCGCGCACGCCCGCAAAAUGCGUCCCAGGGCCGACCAUAAGCGCGACCUUGGCAAAGAUGACGACUUUGUGGCCGGACAGUUUACCGAUCCAUUGGUGCAUGAUACCAGCAACCCUCCAGAUUUGGAAGAAGACAGUGACGAGGAGCCCGAUCAGACGCCUGACAAGGAAGACGCUAGCGUCAUUCUGCGCCGGGGUAUAACGUUUGGUCCGGAGCUUGGACUGGACGAGAAGGAAAAGACAACCAAGAGCCGUGGUGUUUACUUCACCUGCUACCAGAGUGAUAUUAGAGACGGUUUCAAUCUCCUCAUGACUCGUUGGGCAAGCAACAGCUUUUUCCCGACGUCUAAGAAGAGAACCCACCAGGACGGUCCUGGAAUGGAUCCGUUCACUAAUCAGAGACAGCGUAAAGAUCAUCCCGAAGGACACAUCAGUCUGUUUGAUGGGGUUGAUACUAAGAAAACUCACAAGCUUGAUCUUGGUACUAGUCCUUGGGUGGAUCAGCGAGGUGGUGAAUAUUUCUUUACUCCAUCUAUUAGAGGCCUGCACUGGUUUUGCAAUGGCAAGCCGGGAGGCCAGAGUGUGUAG
Messenger RNA from Penicillium bovifimosum, 1596 nucleotides. Its product is annotated as Dyp-type peroxidase. Gene Ontology annotation, molecular function: heme binding; peroxidase activity. NCBI's taxonomy places the organism in Eukaryota, Fungi, Ascomycota, Eurotiomycetes, Eurotiales, Aspergillaceae. Gene Ontology annotation, cellular component: cytosol. The record is from RefSeq and is a predicted model, not a curated record. The transcript is spliced from 7 exons. The coding region runs from base 1 to 1596 and encodes 531 amino acids.